AUGCCCAGCAAUGAUGGACAAACGAUCAAUCCUGGUACCCAAUACAUGUCGCCCUCACAGAAUCAGAUACCGGACCGCCCUCGUGCAAUCGAUCAACAGCAAGCCAUACGAUUGCCUAGCGAAAGUCAUACCGCUGCGUCUGAUCCAGCGACUGUCUUGAGUGACGCGAAUAAGGGUACUCCAACUGAGUACUUUGGCGAAUCUUCGACUUUCGAUUUCAUGGCAAAAGUCAGCUCACCAGAGAAGGAAGUAUCGACUGGUCGGUCAGGUGGUCCAGCCAGUGGAUCUGCUCUAAGAGACCCUAAUACGUCUCUCGCAGCCUCUUCGCCAUCAGUCCCGUUGUUCGAGCUCUUGAGCGCCGAGUCUGACGAUCCAUUUGGUUUGCCAUCCCGAUUCGUGGCUGAUCGUCUGGUCGACGCAUAUUUCAAGUACCGACAUCCGCUCAACCCUUACUUGCACGAGGGGACGUUUCGACAGAGAUAUCGGCGAUUGUGGCUUAGUCAGGAUCUAGGUGGGGAGGAGGCCACACAGCAGAGUCUGGCCUGGUAUGGACUUGUCAAUCUUGUGUUUGCGUUCGGAAGCGAUCACGCCAAUGUCACCGGCCGUUCAGCUGGUGAUCGGUCUCGUUACUUCAAAAGAGCAAAGACACUGCUUGUGUCUGGGAUGUUGCAAGUCAGCACCAUCGAGCUCGUUCAAGCUUUGUUACUCAUGGGUCAGUACCUCCAUGGAGCCCUCGAGCUCAACAACUGCUGGACCGUUAUCGGACUUGCAAUACGCACAGCACAGGGACUAGGGCUGCACCUCAACCCUGUCACCUUUACUUCAGAUAUGAUUGAGCAGGAAGUACGCAAGAGGGUGUGGUGGGGCUGCUUCGUCCUCGACCGAGUUUUAAGCAUGAAGGUCGGUCGGCCCACGAUCCCGGACGGUCCAGGAAUCGAAGUGGGAAUGCCACUGGCAGUGGACGACGAGUUCCUGUCCAACGAGGAGGGACAGUCCGUUCAGCCUCAAGGCGUGCCUUCCAAGCUGGAGUAUUUCAACCAGGUCAUUCCGCAGUGCCGGUUGAUGGAAAAGAUUUUGAAGACUCUGUACAGUGGCGAUGGACCCGGAGACAAUACGCAGAAAGCGAGGCCAGUAAUGGAUACCACUCAAUUCCUGGCCUUGUCGAUUCAGCUCGAUGGUGAGUUGACCACAUGGCAAGAGAAUCUUCCUAGUCACCUCAAACCAGGAGCAGAAGGCUUAGAGUGGCACUUUGAAAGGCAGAGAAAUGUGCUGCUGAUGAGAUACCUCCACGCGCGACAUCUGAUCCACCGUCAAACUCUGCUGCUUUACAUCACGCGGCGAGUCACAGACCCUUUCCAGCGCGAAAUUAUGCUUAAGUGUGUCAAGCGCUGUGUAACAGCGGCUUACGACUCGAUCACUCAGAUGGGGAGCUUGCAUCACCAGAAUAAGCUAUCGUCGUUCUGGCAUAAUUCACACUACGUCUUUGCGGCACUUGGUGUCUUGCUGGUAUAUCAGACGGUGGAACCCCAAUCUAAGGCAGAUAUCGCUUUGCCUCCCAAUGUGGACGUUGACCAUGCUGUCAGAAUAGGCCUGGAGCUGCUCCAGCGCGUGGGUGGUCAAAUGCACCCUCUUGCAUCUCGAUAUGUCCAAGCCAUUCAACAACUGCGAGCUAGGCUGCAGGCCCUGCCCUCAUCCAGAAGCAAGCCCCCUUCGAGAGAACCAAGCAGUUCUGACAGGCCCGGGGCGCCAUUAGGGGUUGCGACUUCUGGCAACGGCAGUCAGCCACCAGUACAUGCUAAUGCUAUCGGGUAUCAGUAUACUCAUCAGACACCGCACCAGCAAGCUGUGAACACUCUGUACCCUGCCUAUUCACAAGAAGCUUAUCAGCCGACGCCGGGUGAAGGAUCUCUGAGAGCCGGAUUUGAGGACGAAUUCGCAAACAUUGAGAGUAUGCUCAUGGACAGCACGGGCUGGACAGGUUUGAUGGACGAUUGGAGUGAUAAUCCGACCUACGCAAGAUUCACAUACAACGGAUUUGCCUGAACCUCCCGGCUCCACGCAGUCCACGGUCUAAGGACUGUCUUCACGUUGAUUCCAGUACAAUCCGCCACCUCCUCGUCAUCCAGGAACGUCAGAUCUUCUUCGUCUUCAUUGUGCUCAUGGCUGGCAUCCGAUUCCAGCUUCAACGAGCUUCUUAACAUCACCGCCGUGGUCUGGACAAUGG
Messenger RNA from Cladophialophora immunda, 2224 nucleotides. RefSeq lists its product as uncharacterized. Gene Ontology annotation, biological process: DNA-templated transcription; positive regulation of transcription from RNA polymerase II promoter by galactose. Gene Ontology annotation, molecular function: RNA polymerase II cis-regulatory region sequence-specific DNA binding; DNA-binding transcription factor activity, RNA polymerase II-specific; zinc ion binding. The transcript has 4 exons. Bases 1 to 2043 code for a protein of 680 amino acids. The record is from RefSeq and is a predicted model, not a curated record. NCBI's taxonomy places the organism in Eukaryota, Fungi, Ascomycota, Eurotiomycetes, Chaetothyriales, Herpotrichiellaceae. Gene Ontology annotation, cellular component: nucleus.